Messenger RNA from Paramuricea clavata, 435 nucleotides. The record is from the annotation of a GenBank genome assembly. Lineage: Eukaryota; Metazoa; Cnidaria; Anthozoa; Malacalcyonacea; Plexauridae.
CUGUUGGACCUAGGUGUUAGAUCGUCCCUGUUGCCUUGGAUUAUCAACUUCCUAACUAACCGCCGUCAUCGGGUCAAACUUGGAGGAAAAACGUCAGACUGGUUGCCAAUGAAUGCGGGUGUCCCCCAGGGAACUAAACUCGGUCCAAUUCUGUUUUUGGCGAUGAUAAAUGAUCUCGAUGUGAAACCACACGCAACGGAUAUUUGGAAAUUUGUGGAUGACAUAUCAACAUCUGAAAAUAUCACAAAGGGCAGCAAUUCAAAGUUUCAGUUCUGUAUUGAUACUAUAAAUUCUUGGGCUUCGUGCAACCUUAUGAAACUUAACCCCAAAAAGUGCAAAGAACUACGCGUUUGCUUUCUGCGGGAAUCACCUGAUCUAUCACCAUUGUUGAUCGACGGUCAUGCGCUUGAGUUGUGCGGUCUCAUAAAGUCCUAG